AGAGGAGAGCUUGGUGGCGAUGGAAGAGACCUGAGGACCUCUCUGGCCAACGAAUGAGAAUAGCUGCAUUAUCAGAACGCAAGACGCUAGAAGAAUGCAGCUUCGCUGUUCCUGGAAGGACAUCGGCGGCCUACGAGUCUGAAGGCACAGGCAGCAAUGUUGGAGGGGAUGAUGCUCCGAAGGUAUAAAGACUGCCUUUCUUUGCGUAUCUCCUGAUGGCAACCUCGCCUUACCGAGUCAUUUCCUCUUGAACGUAGCCAUGACUCUGCUGUCCUUUGUUGUUGCCUUGCUGCUCUUGCAGUGCGCCGCUGCCUACCCCGAGCUGUUCAACAACCUCGCCUACCGUUCGCCCUCGCUGCGCUUCCCCACCGACAGCGUCCUCGCCCAUGACGUUGGCGCCCUCGCGCGGAGGCAUACGAAGCGUGACGGGAGCACGGCUCGCUAUGAAGGCGGCCUCUACUUCCCUUAUGGUAUCGCCUCUGGUGAUCCCCUAGCAGACAGCGCCAUCCUCUGGACGCAUCCUGUCGUGGCAGGUGGCAACACGAGUCUGCCCGUGUGCCUGCAGUACCAGACGGCAAAGGACGACAAGAUCACGCAGGUGGUCGACACAGGUCUGGCCUGCACAACGUCGGAUGUCGACUACUCGCUCAAGGUCGAGACGAAGAACCUCAAAGCGAAGACGAGGUAUUACUACCGCUUCUCGACGGUGGGCAAGAACAGCACCUCGUCUCCUGUUGGCAGUUUCAAGACGAUGCCUCGCCCGGAUGACGCUACGGUGGAUAAGCUGACGUUAGCCGUGUUCUCCUGCUCGAACUUGCCCUAUGGCUUCUUCAAUGCCUAUCGCAAGGCAUCGGCGAGGACCAACGAGGUCGACUACUUUACCCAUGUUGGCGACUGGAUUUACGAAGGCAAGGCAGUCAAGGGGGCGCUCGAAGAGCGUCAGUUUGAGCCGAGAAUCGAGAUUGCUCACCUCGACGAGUACCGGCAGCGCCAUGCAGCGUACCGUGGCAAGGACGAGAACCUGCGUGCGAUGCUGCAGAACUACGCUGCCCUGACAGUCUGGGACGACCACGAGGUAGCCGACAACACCUACAAGGACGGGAGUGCCGACUCGAACAACACAAAGGCCGGCUACGUUAAUGGUAUUCCAUUUAGCGAGCGCAAGAAGAACGCAGUCAAGGCCUACUACGAGUGGAUGCCCAUCCGCCAAGUCGAUACCACAGACAAGCUUCGCAUCUACCGCCAGUUCCAGUACGGCAAAUUGGCCGACAUCAACAUGGCCGAUACGAGGCAGGAAGACCGAGACAUCACCGACAUCUACUAUAACACGGCUUACGUGAAGAGCAUCAGCAACGACUCGAGCCGUCACAUGAUGAGCAACAAGCAGCGUGACUGGCUCUCGCAGAAGAUUACGUCGUCCAGCGCGACGUGGAAGGUGCUGGCGCAGCAGGUCAUCUUCAACAACCCUCUGACCCCCGGAUCCAAUGGAACGUUCGACGAGAAUUACGAUGCAUGGAGUGGAUACAAGGCCACCCAGCGCCACUUCAUGCAGACCAUUUCCAAGGUCAACAACACCAUCAUCCUCAGCGGCGACUCACACGCAGCCUGGGCGUUCGACACGGUCCCCGUUGAGACCAUGUCCGCGUACGACCCAAAGACCGGCGCGGGUAGCAUUGCAGUUGAAUUUGCCGGCACGGCUGUUUCAUCGACGUCGUCAUACGGCAAGAAUCUGACGACGUCGCAGUACAACGCAAGGGCGCAGCAGCUCGUGCGCAAGAAUGCCAACCUGCAGUUCGCAGAGGGCCAGAAGAGGGGCUACUUUGUCCUCACCCUUCAGCCGCACGAGGCCCGCGCUGACUACUGGGGAGUCGUUGACAACAACGACAGAAACAGCGACGAGGUUCUUGUUGCCACCAUGACGGUCGAGAAGGACCAGAACAGGCUCAAGAGGCCACUCAACGGAGGCAACAAUUCGACCGGUGGCGCCAUCCAAGGCCUCGAGGGCUACACUGGCUGAUGUACCUUGCGCUCUGCAAUUAACAAUGGAUUGAUGCCCAUGGGGCUACGAUCUGUGCCAUGGGCGUUCUGACAUGCAUACUAAAAACUCAAGAGCCCUUUGCAUUUGCACUCGACAUUCACAAGGGCCUCAGUGAUGCUCAUCGCCCAAGACUAGCGCGUCA
Acaromyces ingoldii is the source of this 2180-nucleotide messenger RNA. RefSeq lists its product as hypothetical. The coding region runs from base 260 to 2017 and encodes 585 amino acids. Lineage: Eukaryota; Fungi; Basidiomycota; Exobasidiomycetes; Exobasidiales; Cryptobasidiaceae. The transcript is spliced from 4 exons. The record is from RefSeq and is a predicted model, not a curated record.